AUGUCCGUUGUGCGCUCAGACACUGUUCCUUCACUUCGCCCACGCUCGAGUACAAACACCUCCCGCAUUGUUAACAUCUGUAUUGUAGCGUUUUGCUACCACCAAAUCCACCAUGCGGCGCUCUUUUUGAAGCGUUUAGAUAAUGGAGUGUCGCACGGCUUGUUCUCGACCUCCAAAGCGAAGAUGAAAUCCACGUAUCAAAAAGUGACAGUGAAGUUGCGGCGCACUGCAGGCUCUCUUUCUGCCCCCGGUGGAGUCAUCGAAGUCGUUGACUCGGCUCCAGUCCUCCCUCCUAUCAUCAUCGGUACUUCCCCUGACCUCGACAACUCAGUGGGUGUCAUGCUAAACCAUCUUGCUGAAAAAGACUCUACUUCCGUGUCAGCAGUACGUUAUACGGAAACUGCGUCCAACAACUCUGGUACCUCGACGCCGAAGUCCCGGUCAGAUGAUACCUCUUACGAGACAGUCCAUACCUCAGACACGGAUCUCACCCCCCAGCUGCCCCAAUACACGAAUGUGCUACCAGGCUGCGUCACUGACUUACCUGUCACUGCAGUCUCGACAGUAUUGGCAGACAACACCCCCCCUGAAUCUACAGAGUCACAGUCUGCAGAAUCUGAGCCCAUCGCAGGUUUUUGGCGGUGGAUGGUGUUGCAACCUAGGGGGGCCAGUGUUGUGUUGCUUGCGUCUUGUCCUCGUACGGUUGAAAUGAAUGAUCUUCGCGUGAGCCUCAGGGGCUGGAUUGACAACUUCGUAUAA
Boeremia exigua is the source of this 759-nucleotide messenger RNA. RefSeq lists its product as uncharacterized. The record is from RefSeq and is a predicted model, not a curated record. The transcript has a single exon. Bases 1 to 759 code for a protein of 252 amino acids. Lineage: Eukaryota; Fungi; Ascomycota; Dothideomycetes; Pleosporales; Didymellaceae.